AUGCCGAACAUCCUUUGUACGCUUUCUGAUCCAGAUGUUCAAGGCGCCAUUGAAUGCGGCGAAGGUCUAAUCAGAGACAACCUGUCGACAUAUAUAUACCAGAAUUUCACCAUCUGGCAGAAGGAAGGCUUUUGGUUUCACAAUUCUCCAUCUCUUUCAGCUUCAACCCGCUCAAUCGAGGAAAGAGCUGGAUAUGCUUUUCGACAUGCUUAUACGCUUCCGGAAUCUAGAUCGGACCGCAGACUCCGAUUGUUUGUCUCGCAAACCUUGCUAUACUUUUCCUUAAAACUACUGAUGCGAGAAACCAAGCGAGAGAUGGAACAUGGAAUGCUAAAAAAUUCUCGUUGGCAGACUGCUGCGAAACUCUCUAUGGACCGUCUUUUGGCAGUUGCAUAUCCUGAUGAGUGGGAUACGAUGAGCAUCUCGCAAAAGGAUACCCUGCGAGUGAAACUUCAUGAGUUCAAGAGACAGGGCAGCCGAUGUUGGCAAGCAGCAGGAUUGAAUCUUCACUCAUCUCUAUUCAGCAAGAACCACAAGAAAUAUCCUAUUCAAAAAUUGGAUAUCGUCAUAAAUUAUGUUUUCAAUGCUCAUCCAGAUGUAGUAAGCAUUUACAAUGGCUUCGAUGAGUUGAUGACGCAAGUUCUAUGCGGAGAUACUGUCACAGCAUGGCCAUCAAGGCAGGUAAUUAAUGAUAAAGUAGCUGCAACGAUGUUGGCUGUUGACGCGAGAAAGACAACCCCACCUCAGCCCAAUACCUCGCCAGCAGACACAGACCCCCUUAAGAGAAGCUGGCUGGAUGUGGUCUUGCAAUAA
Molecule: messenger RNA, 813 nt
Organism: Talaromyces proteolyticus
Lineage: Eukaryota; Fungi; Ascomycota; Eurotiomycetes; Eurotiales; Trichocomaceae
Exons: 2
Coding region: 1-813 (270 amino acids)
Source: RefSeq, a predicted model, not a curated record